Paramuricea clavata is the source of this 3332-nucleotide messenger RNA. Lineage: Eukaryota; Metazoa; Cnidaria; Anthozoa; Malacalcyonacea; Plexauridae. The record is from the annotation of a GenBank genome assembly.
AUGAAACAUCUGGAUGAAAUUCGCUUAAUCCUUAACAAUAACGCCCUUGACAUUCUUGCAAUUAAUGAGUCCAAAAUUGAUAAUCAGAUUUCAAAUAAUGAGAUACAUAUUGAUGGUUUUAAUAUAAUUCGUAAAGAUCGAAAUAGGUUUGGUGGUGGUGUGGUUCUAUAUGUUCGCCAAAACAUAUCAUUCUCAGAUAGAAUAGAUCUAAUCCCUGAUGAACUUGAGAUGGUCUGCAUUGAAUUAAGUUUACCCUACAAUAAAUCACUGCUAAUAAGCACAUGGUAUAGACCACCAAAUUCUCUUAUGAAUAAAUUUGAUUACUGGGCAAGCUUUUUAGCAAAAUGUGAUAAUGAAGAUAAGGAGCUAAUCCUCAUAGGAGAUCUAAAUUGUGAUGUCAGUAAAACUAUACCUGACCCUCACACAUGUAAGUUGCAAUUUUUAUGUUCUCUGUAUCAGAUAGACCAACUUAUUAAAGAAUCUACAAGGCUAACUCCUAAAUCAGCUACACUAAUUGAUUUAAUAUUAACAAAUAGACCAGAAAAUAUUUCCAGAUCAGGUGUCAUUCACCUGGGAAUUUCAGAUCACAGCCUUGUCUACGCUGUGAGAAAAUUUACACUACCGAAUGGAAGGCAAAAAAUUCGUCAGGUUCGUAACUUUAAAAACUUUGUCGAAAAUGAUUUCAUUCGGGAUGUGUCUCAAUUGCCUUGGGAGAUGGUCUAUCAGUUUGGAGAUCCCAAUUUAUGUUGGCAAGUCUGGAAAUCACUAUUAUUAGAUGCACUUAAUAGACAUGCCCCUCUGCGCCACAAGCGAAUAAGGAAUAACCCUGUCCCAUGGAUUAAUCCUCAAAUUAAAGAACUUAUGAGAAAAAGGGACUAUCACAAAAAAAAGGCCAUAAAAUAUGAUUCGGAGUCACAGUGGGAAUUGUAUAAAACACUACGUAAUGAAGUAAAUAUAAACAUGCGGAAAGCAAAAUCUAAGUACUUUUGUGAUAAAAUCCAGGCAAGCUCUCAAAUGGGAGACAGUAAAAGUGGAUGGGCUUGGAUAAAUUCGCUCUUAGGAAGAAAGCAUAAGAAUGCAAAUAUUAAUGAACUGAAAGUAAAUGAUGAUAUUAUUUCUGAUGAUAAAUCUAUUACUGAAACAUUAAAUGAAUAUUUUAUAAAUAUUGGAAUGAAGAUGGCUGCUGAAUCAGCAUGUCAAAGCACUGAUGCUUUAAAUGAUCAAGUAAUUUAUGAAAGUACUGUGCUUCUUCCUAAAGAAAAUUUUCACUUCGCAGAUAUUACUAUAGAUAGUGUUUCCAAACGCCUACAAAAACUAAAUGUCUCAAAAGCGACAGGUAUGGAUGGAAUACCUGCGAAUAUUUUAAAACUGACAUCAACCCUUAUUGCUCCAUCUAUAACUUUUAUAUUUAACCUAUCGAUUAGAACUGGUAUUUAUAUAGAUGAGUGGAAAUUGGCUAGAGUUAUACCAAUUUACAAAUCUGAGGAUAAGCGUAAAUGCGAAAAUUAUAGACCAAUUUCAAUUCUUCCCAUAAUAAGUAAAAUAUUUGAAGGGGAAGUUUUUACUCAAAUAUAUAGCUUUUUGAAUAAACAUGCGCUUCUGUCUAAAUUUCAAUCCGGGUUUAGACCAAAACAUGGAACCUUAGGUGCUCUUAUACAAAUGUGUGAUCAAUGGCUACAAGACAUGGAUGAAGGCAAAAUAAAUGGAGUUGUUUUUCUUGAUAUAUGUAAAGCAUUUGACUCGGUGAAUCACGAGAUAUUAUUGGAGAAGCUUAAAACCCAGUUUGGAAUUCACGACAUUGAAUUAAAAUGGUUCCAAUCAUACUUAAGGAAUAGAAAGCAAGUGUGUUCUGUUAAUGAUCAAACUUCUUCUGCAAGAACAAUAAUAUGCGGAAUUCCGCAAGGAUCCAUACUUGGUCCAUUAUUGUUUUUGCUAUAUAUUAAUGAUAUGCCUGAUAUUUUAGAAAGGACAACCCCAUGUCUUUAUGCCGACGACACUCAGAUAUCUUCCUCUUCGCAUGAUUACGAUACAUUGAUUGACAAUUUGAAUAUGGACCUUUCCAGUAUUCAUAAAUGGCUUGCUAAAAACAAACUAAAAUAUCAUAGGAAAAAAACAAAAGUCAUGUUUAUUGGAUCUACGCAUAAUCUAAAUCAUAAAAUAGGAAAUAGACCCGUUGAGAUUAACAAAAUCCCAGUCCCACAAACCAAUACAUUUAAAUGUCUAGGUGUAAAUCUAGAUGAAAAAUUAAGUUGGGAGAAACAUAUUGAUUCUGUAUGCCAUAAGAUUAGCGCUGGAAUAGGAGCAAUUAAAAGAAUAAAACCUUAUGUUCCACACAAAACCUUACAUGAUGUCUACAAAACAUUAAUUCAGCCUCAUUUUGAUUACUGUUCUCCCCUGUGGGAUAACUGUGGUUUGGGACUUCAAGACAAAUUGCAAAAAUUCCAAAAUCGAGCAGCAAGGGUGAUUACCGGAGCUGACUACGAUGUAAGAUCGUCUGAAGUCCUAAACAAAUUAGGCUGGGAAACCCUGGCUAGGAGACGAGAACAAAACAAGCUAGUAUUGAUGUAUAAAGUCUUGGGGAACCACACUGCGCCAAACCUUAAAGAUCUUUUUUCUCGGAGAAAUGCAUCGCAGAAUAUUUAUGAUUUACGCAAUAGCGAAACUGAUCUCUCGUUAAAAAAACCGAAAACGGAAUUUCUAAAGAAAACAUUUGGAUACAGUGGAGCAAUUCUAUGGAAUAGUCUCCCGCAAGAUGUCAAGGCGGCUGAGUCAAUUACGUCAUUUAAAACAAUGGCGAAAUUGCAUUUAAGCAGAUGAUAAGCUAAUUUCUCCAGGACCAAAUGAUGGGAGGACAAUAUAGAUUGUGGGCGGGAGGGGGGUUAGUUUUGCGUGAGGGUGGGUGGGUACUUGUUUAGGGGGUGGAGGUUUGGGAGGAAGAUGAUAAAAUUUUAGGGUGGGAUUCUUACAUAUUUUGUUCUAUAUAUAAUUAACAUUUAGCUCUUUGUGUGUAUACGCCCUUCGUGGAAACCAGUUGUAAAUAAUUGUCGAAGUUAGCGUAUUGAAAUAAAGUUUUACAUUACAUUACAUUACACAUGGAUAGUUUCAAUGAAGAUCUAAAAGUACUAGAUUUAAAUGAUGAUUAUGAUCUCUCAGUCCUUAUUGAUAAAUAUGAAAAUACGUUGAAAGAAACAUUACAGCAGCAUGCUCCACAAAAACGACGAAUUAUAACUCUUCGUCAUUUACCACCAUGGUACAAUGAGGAGAUUGGUCAAGAAAAAAAUAAAUCGCAGGAAGCUAGAGCGCCGCUGGCGCGCAUCUGGAUUAUGUAUUGA